CAAGAUUUUUUGCACACUGAUGGUGAGAACUAGCUUCUCCACUUUCCAGCAUUGGUCAAUCAACUACCUUUCACUCCCUGUGGAGAGGAUUUGGAGUUCAAGAAUUUUUUCACAUGGACUCGUAAAAAUUUCUUUGAACCAUGCCAAAGAAAUGGACAUUGAUGAAAAGUUACGAGAGCAGAGCAAGGUUCUCUUACAGAAAUUGAAAGCAAAGCAAGGCAGACUGCAGUGUAUGCUGAAUGCUAGUCAGAAUAAUGAUUCAAAAGUGAAAGAUAACACACAGAAAUAUCGCACAGAUUCCAAUACAUCACAACCACAAAGUAAUGGUACAAAACUACAUGAUGGAGAAACAAUCACCCAAUCUUCCAAGGAAAAUGGAAGGUCAAGAAUUAGAGUAUCCAAACCAAAGCAAAUUCAGAUAGAAAACAAAGAAAACUUUGAUCAAACCACUCAGUUAAAGCAAGGACUCCAAUCCAAAGAAAUGAUGCAGGAAGCUAAUAACAAGGGAAAAAUGUGUAAGCCUGGUGUUUCCUAUAGAAGGGCAGAAAAUGAAGAAAAGUAUGGGAAACAACCUCUGUCAAGCAGGGGAAAAUGUGAGAGAAAAGAGAGAGAUGCUUCCAUAUCAGAAAGAAGAAAGCUCAUUGAUCGCAAUGUUCAGGUUGAAGGGGAAGACAGGAGCUUUAUGCAAACAAAUGGUGGACUUAAUUUUAGUUAUUCAAGAUUUGAUGAAAGUGAGCUUGAUUUUGCAAAGUCCUGUAUGGAUGACUCUGCUGGGGAGGAGGAUCCUGAACAAUACUACGAUAGGCUUCAGGAGGCCGGGAAUGACAAAAGAGCAGCCAGGCUGAUCCAGGAGUCAGCCAAACCAAAAUCCAUACUACAGACUACAGGCCCUAAAUCACUUAAAAAGUCUCUGAGCCGAGUGAGUUUCCUGACCUCCCAGGACAGUCUAGGGAGUGACAUCGACCCCCAGGGGACGAGGCACCUGCUGGGGUAUGACUGGAUCGCUGCCCUACUGGACAAUGAUCGGGGCACUACAAGCCUUCCAGAGGGCUACUUUGAUGAACUGAGGGAAUUCAGACGGCUCAACAGAGAUGAAUGUGUGAAUAAAUUUUACAUGGAAGGCCCUGAAUCACUGUUUUAUGAGUCUUCUGACCCAGAACCUGUGAAGGAAAUACUUCAGGACACCAAGGUAAAACCAUACAUCGUGAACAAUCGGCUAUUCACAGAACCGCUAAAGAAUAAUCUGCUUCCAGGAGAGGAGUCUCCUAAUAACAGAAAAACAACAAAAAAACCUACCCAGGAGGAUCCCAGAUUUGUCAGAGUCAGUAUACCCAGAUCAACACUUUUAUCACCACAUCGUGUAAAACCACAUCGAAGAAAGAGUUUGGAGGACACAGAUUCCUUUUCGCUGUCUCAGCAUUGUAUGAAAGGAUAUGAGAAUUCUGUUCCCUCCAUGGUCCCGACAGCAUCCAAUAUUGGUCUACGUGAUGCCACACAGGGCCUCAAGUCUAAAAUGCAAACAAAUACAUGCGUGAAGACUCUCACAGAUGCUGAAAGAAUGGCAGCAAGUUUUCCUUACGCUUGGGAUACAUCAGCAGCUGAUCAGCUGAAGCCCGUGAAGUCCAGUCUGUACUCCUCUUAUCAGGACAUGACCCUUCCAUACAGCAUGCGCUCUAAUGUCCCCGGGGUAGGAGAGGAGUCCCUGAGGCUGAAGAAAGCCACAGAGGACCUGCUGAACUCCACCUACUCCUUGAUGUACGAGAUGCAGAAUAUCAAAAAGAACAGGGAAAUCGGAGUGUAAACAAACUAGACUGACCCUAUGAAAUGUGAUUAUUUAUGUUUUUAUUUUAUGUACUGAAGUUGUUUUAUAGCAUUAAAUUAUUUAAUUAUUCUAAUGAU
Molecule: messenger RNA, 1899 nt
Organism: Saccostrea cuccullata (small rock oyster)
Lineage: Eukaryota; Metazoa; Mollusca; Bivalvia; Ostreida; Ostreidae
Exons: 9
Coding region: 20-1801 (593 amino acids)
Biological process (GO): negative regulation of cell migration; negative regulation of G2/M transition of mitotic cell cycle
Source: RefSeq, a predicted model, not a curated record